AUGGAGGAAGAGAAAAGUUGGCCAUCGUCCCAAAGGUCGCCGCAAGGCUGCAGGAGAUCUAAGUCCUCGGUGGAGGGUGGGUCUGGUCUGGGCCUGGUCACUGUCAGCCUUGAGGAUGCCACGAUGCGAGGCAAGCACGCACCUCGGAACCUGCGCGCCUUCCCGCUCGCGUCUACUUCGGACGUCAAGGACGGCAAGUACGAGUCCGCAUUUCUCAGACUCGACGGAGGGACGCUGCCUCACCCCACGAGUCCACCCAACUUCAUGUUGCAACGUGCAAGACACCGGCGCAUGUUUUUCUCGGUCUACAACUCCACGUCGCAGUCCGUCCUCAACGCCAGCUGUCGCGUUCUUGGUGCCUCUGAACAACCUUCCUUACUCAAGGAGCGGUAG
Molecule: messenger RNA, 393 nt
Organism: Colletotrichum orchidophilum
Lineage: Eukaryota; Fungi; Ascomycota; Sordariomycetes; Glomerellales; Glomerellaceae
Exons: 2
Coding region: 1-393 (130 amino acids)
Source: RefSeq, a predicted model, not a curated record